AUGAAGGUCCUGCAAUUGAUCGCAGCUGCACUCAUCGGCGCUGUUAGCUCAGCACCUUCUGGCGCUCAUCACUGUCUUGGUCCCAAGUGUGCUCCCGAGAGCGAUGCUCUGACUGCACGAGGACUUGAGAACCUCAAAGCUUUCACAGCUAGGAAAGGGUACACGAACACAACAUGUACAUUGGAGAAGGCCGUCGUUCGAAAGGAGUGGUCAACGCUGUGCGACAGCGAGAAGAAGGCUUACAUCGACGCAGUCCAGUGCCUUGCAAAGCUACCACCCAAGACGCCUGCUAGCCUCGCUGCCGGAGUAAAGAACAGAUACGACGAUCUAGUAGCAACACACAUCAACCAAACACUUUCCAUCCACGGAACUGGAAACUUCCUCUCCUGGCACCGCUACUUCACCUGGGCCUACGAACACAUCCUGCAAACAGAGUGCGGAUACAACGGCACUCAACCGUACUACAACUGGCCCUGGUGGGCCGCAGAUCCUCUCCGUGCACCAAACUUCGAUGGCAGCGAUUUGAGCAUGUCCGGCGAUGGCAAGUACGUCGCUGGUCGCAACGAUACGUGCGUCCCAUUCCCCGCCGCAUGCGGAGUCAGGCUUCCACCUGGCAACGGUGGGGGAUGCGUCAAGUCCGGUCCAUUCAAAGACUGGCAGGUCAACCUCGGCCCUGUAGCCCCCGUGCUCACUAACUUCACCGCGAACCCUUCUCCCGACGGUCUAGGCUACAAUCCACGUUGUCUGCGCCGCGACAUCUCGCAAGCUGCAGCGAGCGGGUGGACAAAAGAUUCUGACGUCGCCACCCUGAUCACCAACGCCGAUACCUCCUACAACUUCAGCACCACGAUGCAGGGCGAUUUCCUAGCCGGCUACCUGGGCGUGCACACAGCCGGACAUUUCACGAUUGGAGGGGAUCCAGGGGGUGAUUUGUUUGCGAGUCCGGGGGAUCCGAUGUUCUUCCUGCAUCAUUCGAUGAUCGAUCGUACGUGGUGGACGUGGCAAAACCAAGAUCUAGAGAACAGGUUGUACGCAAUCGGCGCGACAAUCACGACGAACAACAGCCCUCCGAGUCGCAAUGCUACUUUGGACGAUAUCAUCGGACUGGGUAACGUUGGAUUCCCUGAAUUGACAAUUCGAGAAGCGAGCAAUACCUUAGGGGGGCCGUUUUGCUAUAUUUACAAAUAG
This is a messenger RNA of Macroventuria anomochaeta, 1188 nucleotides long. RefSeq names its product Di-copper centre-containing protein. The transcript is spliced from 5 exons. The coding region runs from base 1 to 1188 and encodes 395 amino acids. Gene Ontology annotation, molecular function: oxidoreductase activity. The record is from RefSeq and is a predicted model, not a curated record. Lineage: Eukaryota; Fungi; Ascomycota; Dothideomycetes; Pleosporales; Didymellaceae.